Durio zibethinus is the source of this 2307-nucleotide messenger RNA. Its product is annotated as glyoxal oxidase-related protein. Lineage: Eukaryota; Viridiplantae; Streptophyta; Magnoliopsida; Malvales; Malvaceae. The record is from RefSeq and is a predicted model, not a curated record.
UAGCAACUUGUGAGCUACAAAUCAAGAUUUGGCCAGCCUGGCUAACCAUGUCAGCUUCCCAAGCAACAGCAACAGUGCCGCGAAUUGAACCCCCGCUGAUCCGACAAAGAUAUUCACGAGCAAACUUGGCCCUCUAGAAUAAUAAUUUCCACCCAUAAUUAUCAAAUCGUAAUUUUGCAAUCUGCUAGUAUCUUCCAUUCCAUUUUCCUUUCUUCAAAGGAAAAACCAAAAGCGUCUUUUUCUGGAGACAACAAAGUCCACACUCCUCAACCAUUACCAUCUCACACUGCCAGUUGCACUAUGAAUCCAACCCAUAUAUGCUUCAGAAUCUCAUAUAAAUCUCCUCCCAACAUUGUUAGCAGCAUGCACAUCAUGUCCUUUUUAAUCUUUCCUUUUCUCAUUUCAUCAAAUUUUCUACUAAAGUACUAAUUUUUAUAACUCAGCAUCACAUGUUGCAAUCUGUUGUUCCCUACUAAAAUACCUUUACUUGUAGUAGUAAUAAAAUCACCAAAAAUUUAAACCAUCUACACCAACCAAUACCCAGUUAAAUCCUAUCCUCUAUCCUGUUCCAGCUGAUCUACUCCAUCAAGAACCAGCUCAAAUGACAUUCAAGAACCAAUCUUUUCUCAUCAUCUUCUUCUCUUUAUACUUUCUUUCCUCAUUCUUGGAGCUAACUAAAGCUAACCCCUCAGUUUUCGUCACCCCAACUUCAGCUUCGUCGAUAGUAUCAGGAGGUUACUGGCAGCUCCUACAAUCAAGCGUAGGUAUUUCCGCCAUGCACGUACAACUCCUACCAAACAACAAAGUUAUCAUCUUUGACCGUACUGACGUCGGCCCUUCCAACCUCUCUUUACCUGUCGGCAGCUUCUGUCCUAAAAACGACUGCACUGCCCACUCCGUCAUCUACGACGUCGUUUCCAACACUUUCAGUCCCCUCCACGUCUUAACGGACACCUGGUGCUCCUCCGGUUCCCUCGACCCGAACGGUACCCUUAUCCAAACCGGCGGAUACAAUGAAGGCGAUCACGUGAUCCGCACGUUCACCCCAUGCGACACUUAUGCCUGCGACUGGUACGAACUCACCACUACUCGCCUUACCGACCGUCGAUGGUACGCUACUAACCAAGUUUUACCAGACGGAAGAGUCAUUAUUCUUGGAGGUAGAAGGGUUUUUACCUACGAGUUUUACCCUAAAGAUGACUUCCUCAACAACAAGAGUUUUUACCUUCGUUUCUUGGUUGAAACUAAGGACCCUGAAGAGAACAACCUUUAUCCUUUCUUGCAUUUAUUACCAGAUGGAAAUCUCUUCAUUUUCGCUAACAAAAAGUCAAUCUUGUUUGAUUAUAAAAGAAGCAUUGUUCUAAAACAGUUCCCUCUGAUUCCCGGAGAUGAUAAACGAAACUAUCCCAGCACCGGCUCUUCCGUCAUGCUUCCUUUGAAGCUGUCUUGGGCAGGACCUCCGGUGGUGGAGGUGCUAGUGUGCGGCGGUGCACCUGCGGGGGCUUUCUUGAAGGCGGAUAAGAUGAAGGUUUUUAUGGAAGCAUCGAGGACGUGCGGCAGGCUGAGAGUGAACGACCCUAAUCCACAAUGGCUCAUGGAGUUCAUGCCCAUGCCACGUGUCAUGUCGGACAUGAUACUGUUACCUACGGGUGAUGUGAUCAUUAUCAAUGGCGCGGCUAAUGGGACUGCUGGUUGGGAGGAUGCCGUAAACCCGGUUCUGAACCCGAUUCUUUAUUUGGUUAACGAGAAUCCAUUUCGGAGAUUUACGGUUUUGUCGCCGUCAAACAUCCCGAGAAUGUACCACUCCGUAGCAUUCCUUCUGCCAGAUGGCAGGAUAUUAGUGGGUGGGAGCAAUCCGCAUACUAGGUAUGUAUUCACUGGAAUUUACCCGACCGAUCUGAGUUUGGAGGCUUAUAACCCGUACUACUUGGAUCCUAAAUUCAACUCGUUGAGGCCCUUCAUUUUAUCUGUGGAGUCGGGAUAUACGGUGUCGUACGGGCAGAGAUUCGGGGUUUCCUUUUCGCUGUCGCUUUACAAGUGGGGGGCGGCGUUCGUGGCGCUGAUAUCGCCAUCGUUUACGACGCACUCGAUCGGGAUGAACCAACGCAUGGUCGUUUUGAAUACGGCGAGCGUGGUUCAAACGACGAUGGUUGAUUACAAACUGGUGGUGGAUGGACCCACCAAUGCUAACGUGGCACCUCCGGGUUAUUAUAUGCUGUUCGUGGUCCACUCUGGGAUUCCUAGUCACGCCGUUUGGGUGAAGGUGAUGUGAUUUUUAGACUGUACAACUUGCUUAGAUAAUUGUUU